This is a messenger RNA of Coccidioides posadasii C735 delta SOWgp, 2940 nucleotides long. It is a transcript of the gene UTP13, whose product is annotated as U3 small nucleolar RNA-associated protein 13. Gene Ontology annotation, cellular component: small-subunit processome; 90S preribosome; nucleolus. Gene Ontology annotation, biological process: endonucleolytic cleavage to generate mature 5'-end of SSU-rRNA from (SSU-rRNA, 5.8S rRNA, LSU-rRNA); endonucleolytic cleavage in 5'-ETS of tricistronic rRNA transcript (SSU-rRNA, 5.8S rRNA, LSU-rRNA). Lineage: Eukaryota; Fungi; Ascomycota; Eurotiomycetes; Onygenales; Onygenaceae. The record is from RefSeq and is a predicted model, not a curated record. Gene Ontology annotation, molecular function: U3 snoRNA binding; protein binding.
CCCGGCUCUAUUGUCCCGCGAUCGAUUCAAGGAGUACAGGCUGUUCAGAUUAGAAAUUUAUCCAUGGAUAUAUGAUUUCUCACCCUGUUCCUACCACCAAUGUCGAAGAUCAGCGUUAAGACUACUUUCGAAGCUUUCAGGGCUAUCCGUCCCAUUUUCACCGGCGGAAGUCUUUCGCUCGAUGAAAGUGGGCGGUUAUUAGCGUCAUGCGUCGGAGAGGAUGUUCUUAUAACUGAUUUAGAGACAGGCGAGCAGCUUGCCAGUAUCGAGGGAGAUGGAGAACCAAUCACUAGCAUAUCGAUAACGCCGUCCGCAUCACACCUAGCAAUAUGCUCUCGAUCCUUGGCUAUGCGAAUAUUCUCCCUUCCACGAUCGCAAGACUCUACCUUCAUAAAACCUGAACUCUUACGGUCACUCAAACCGCAUACCUCUCCUGUUGUGACGACGGCCAUUGAUUCUACUGGAUCAUUACUUGCCACGGGCAGCGCUGACGGCUCGAUCAAAGUUUGGGAUAUUAAGAGGGGCUACGCAACACAUACCUUCCACGGCCAUGGAGGUGUUGUCUCCGCCCUUUGCUUUUUUGAGUCUUCCGCCAUAAAUGGAGACAAUCGCAAGGAUGGAAAAAAGCGGAAGAAUAAGCAAAAGAACUCAAACCCUGACUUUAUCCCAUUAGAGGAGUCGACAGAGCAGUCAGAGGUAACAGCAAGGUUCCGUCUUGCGUCGGGAAGCGAGGAUGGAAAGAUUCGGGUAUGGGACCUCUUCAAGAGAAAAGGCAUUGCUUCGCUGGACUCCCAUGUUUCCGUUGUACGUGGCUUAUCGUUUUCCGCAUCGACAAAUACAUUGUUGUCGGGUAGUAGAGAUAAGACUAUUAUAACGUGGGAUGCUAGCACAUGGGAAGUCAAGCGGAUCAUCCCGGUACUUGAAAGUGUCGAAGCUGCCGGUUUCUUACAUGAGGGCUUCUUAUGUUAUACCGGUGGUGAAAAUGGUCGGCUGAGAAUAUGGGAUCCGAACCGGGGCAGUGAAGUCACGCACGAUCAAGAAGCUACCUCAGAGCAAGAGGGAAUUGUCGCGGUUGAAUAUUAUCCAGGGCUUCCAUCCAUCCUGACAGUCCAUGUCGACCAAACCUUGAAAUUCCACUCCAUAGCAGCUCUAUCCGCCUUUGCACUAGGAACUAAAACCGGCGCACUUCCUGUUAUCCGUACUAUUGCUGGAAAUGAUGACGAGGUCAUCGAUUUGGCCUGUGUUGGCCCGGAGCGCUCACUGCUGGCGAUGGCAACCAAUUCCGAAUACAUACGGAUUGUCUCCACAAAGCCUACUGAAGCCACCAAAGAGCAAAAUUAUUUUGGCGCUGAUAUUGCCCGCUUGGAAGGCCAUGAUGAUAUUAUCAUUUGCAUCGACGUCGAUUGGUCAGGGCACUGGCUCGUCACUGGUGCAAAGGACAACUCUGCGAAGCUUUGGCGUAUAGAUCCAGCUUCACACUCCUAUACUUGCUUUGCAACCUUUACUGGGCAUGCUGAAUCAUUGGGCGCCAUUGCACUUUCUCGAUCUCCACCACCAGAAGAUUCUGCAGCAUUCAGAGACCCCCUUAAUCAUCCUCCGGCAUUUUUAGUGACAGGAUCUCAAGAUCGAACGAUCAAACGAUGGGACACUGGAAAGUUAAAUGCUGAAUCAUCCCGUCCAAAAGCGGUUUACACAAGAAAGGCACACGAUAAAGACAUCAAUGCUCUUGAUGUUAACCACAACGCUACACUCUUUGCGUCUGCAUCCCAGGAUCGUACUGCUAAAAUCUGGUCGCUUGAGGACGGUUCAGUUUUAGGUAUCCUUCGGGGACACAAAAGAGGCGUGUGGUCUAUUCGCUUCGCCCCCAAAGACACGCCCCUUAUUAAUACCAAAUCUGCCGCUAGCACGAGUCGAGGUCUUGUCGCGACUGGGUCUGGAGAUAAGACGAUUAAACUAUGGAACCUUUCGGAUUAUAGCUGCCUGCUGACUUUCGAGGGACAUUCUAACAGUGUGUUAAAGGUUCUUUGGUUGUCUCCUCCGCGAAUAUCGAGUGUUGAUGAAGACAUAUCCUCUCGUGGUGCGGCCCAAGUUCACCCGCUUGUUGCAUCCGCUGCUGGGGAUGGCCUGGUCAAAAUUUGGUCACCGUAUUCGGGAGAAGUAGAAACGACCUUAGACAACCAUACAGAUCGUGUGUGGGCUCUGGCAACUCCAUUCCCGCCUUCUGCAAGCCCAAAUUCCCCAUCUUCGAACAAACUAGAACCCGAUUUCUCCCUGAUUUCCGGUGCAGCAGAUUCAACAGUAACGUUCUGGAAAGAUACAACUUCCACUACUCUUUCUGCUGCUGUCUCUGCAAACUCUGCGCGCAUAGAACAGGAUCAGCAGUUGCAAAAUUACAUCCACGCCGGUGCCUACCGCGAAGCCAUCACUCUGGCUCUUCAGCUGAACCAUCCGGCACGACUCUUGUCCUUGUUCACGACCGCUAUGGAUACCGAGCCUACAUCCUCCCAAGCACUCACUGGAAACCCGGACAUCGAUACUGUUAUCCAAUCUCUUUCUCUGGACCAUUUGUACCUUCUUCUCCUUCGAAUCAGGGAUUGGAAUACAAACGCUCGCACAUCGCGCGUAUCGCAGCGGUUACUUUUUGCCCUAUUCAAGUCUUACCCACCAUCCACCUUUGUCGAAUUAGCUUCCCGCCCAAAUCCUAUGCCCGCUCGUGGGAAGGGAGCAAAGGAAGCAGAGCUAAAGGACAUUCUACAUGCGUUGUCGGCAUAUACAGAAAGGCAUUAUAAGCGUGUUGAAGAGCUCGUUGAUGAGAGUUACUUGGUGGAGUGGGUGUUAGGGGAAAUGGAAGGCAUGGAGAUUGACGUUGACAUAGCCGAUGGUGACCAGAAUGGAGAUGCGUUUGCUGGCAGGAAGGAUGUAAUUAUGGUCGGUUCUUAA